AUGCAGCCAAGGAUAAGGUCGUCCUGGCAAAUCCUCGACCGCGCCUUAAGCUCGUCGAUUUUGUCAACACAUUGCCCCAACAUCAUCAAUCGGACGUCCAGAACCACCGUCCUGUCCUCAUUAUCAAACUUAUCAUCAUCCUCGUCAUCCUCACCACUCUCUCGCUAUACAUUUCCUUCUUUUCAAGUCCGUUACGCCUCCCACGCUACUCAAGGUCGCGCCAACGCAAAGGCUCGCGACCCAGCGGGUAAACGUCUCGGCGCCAAAAAGAGCGGAGAACAAUACGUGGUCCCCGGAAAUAUCAUCUUCAAACAACGAGGCACAAAAUGGUUUCCAGGCGAGAACUGUGGCAUGGGUCGGGACCAUACGAUUUACGCCACUGAGGCGGGCUAUGUCAAAUACUACCUUGACCCGGAGCUACAUCCCAAAAGGAAAUAUAUUGGAGUCUGUUUCGACCGUGACGGAACCCUACCAACACCGCGGAAUGCGCCAACUAGGCGUCGUUUGAAUAUGGUGUCUGUUCCGCGAGUUGAAGUCGCUGGUAUGCAUACAGAAAUUGCUGCGGAGGUGGACGAGGAUACCACAAGAGUUGUUGGCGUGGAGGGUGCUGCCCGACAAAGUUUGCCCGCAGCCGUUGCCAAUCUACCUCUGCGUCCUGGAUACAUGUAUCGUGAGGCCAAUUGGCAGAUUGGUAGAGCGGCUGAGAAGGCUGGUAUCACUGCCAAGCGGUUCAACCGCAAAAACCGAUGGUUGGCUUGGAGAAAGAGACAAGCUCGUGCUGAGCGUGCUGCUCAAAUGAAGAGUUUGAAAGGCAAGAAGAAGGCAUCUAAGAAGAGCAAGGGCAAAUAA
Talaromyces atroroseus is the source of this 849-nucleotide messenger RNA. RefSeq lists its product as hypothetical. Gene Ontology annotation, cellular component: mitochondrial large ribosomal subunit; ribosome. Gene Ontology annotation, biological process: translation. The record is from RefSeq and is a predicted model, not a curated record. Gene Ontology annotation, molecular function: structural constituent of ribosome. NCBI's taxonomy places the organism in Eukaryota, Fungi, Ascomycota, Eurotiomycetes, Eurotiales, Trichocomaceae. Bases 1 to 849 code for a protein of 282 amino acids. The transcript has a single exon.